Messenger RNA from Haliotis rufescens (red abalone), 7172 nucleotides. RefSeq lists its product as uncharacterized. The record is from RefSeq and is a predicted model, not a curated record. The coding region runs from base 148 to 4692 and encodes 1514 amino acids. NCBI's taxonomy places the organism in Eukaryota, Metazoa, Mollusca, Gastropoda, Lepetellida, Haliotidae. The transcript is spliced from 18 exons.
UAGUGGUUGUAGUGUCGCGAGAACAUCGCCUCUAUACUUGUAUGGCGAGACAACUUUCAGGGCAGCUGUGAUAGCGAGAAGAUGGAUACACAUACCAAGAGUGGCCCCAACCAGUUGUGAGAAAUUCAGCAAUCUCAGAACAGGCAGAUGGCUGUUGACCUUCCCCGCUCUCUCCUGCUGUGCUGGCUGCUCACGUGGAAACCAACAGCGGUUUCUGGCAGCGAUUGCACUGAACCUUUUCCCGUUGCCAAUGCGUACCGGAAGUGGGAGGGCGGAGCUGACACUACGUGGGCGAACUACACAUGUCUAGCAGGCUACGAUCUCACUGGAGGAAACUUACACCGACAGUGCCAAGGGGGAACCUACUCGGGGAAUGCGCCCACUUGCCUGUUGAACUGCGGGCCACCAUUGAACUACACGCAUUCAAAAGCAAACAGCGCGAACUCGUUGUCGGGCGUGUAUGUCAGCUACACGUGCUUGGGGACAACCAAUCAAACCGCACCUAUAAACCGGCUAUACUGCGACCCCGCUAUAGGGCGGUGGGAGAGCCCCGUCUACUGCGCAGAGAAGGAAACAAUAGUAGACAGUAUACAAUAUCUCCUUCCAUCGACGGGAAAUAGCAUCAGCUCCGACUCGACAGCUGGCAGUGAUACAACAUCCUCCGAUGACGCCACCAACCACAUAAGCGUCACGACCAACAACGUCAUCAUGACAACCAGUGACGCAGCGACUAUCGCUUAUAACGCACCGUCGUCCGUGGACCUGACGGGCAGCAAUGACGUUGCCAUGGCUUCCACAGCGGGCGCUUUGGCACCCACGGUCGUUGUUUCUCAGCACAGCACCCUCUCCUCUGUAGGGACACUCCACACGGAUUCUCCUCACACUGUUUCAACAGAAGUGAAUGAUGGCAGCUCUAGUCAUGUCAGGUCUGUUUAUGACACCCUUAGUGACGUCAGUUCUGUUUAUUCUUCGUUCAUUGACUUCAGUUCUGUUUAUUCUUUGUCUAAUGAGGUCAGUCCUGUUUAUUCACUGUGGAGUGGUACCAGCUCUGUUUAUUCCUCGUCAAGUGAUCCCAGUUCUGAUGUUUCCUCCUCAAGUGAUUCCAAUUCUGUUUAUUCCUCGUCAAGUGAUCCCAGUCCUGAUGUUUCCUCCUCAAGUGAUUCCAAUUCUGUUUAUUCCUCGUCCAGUGAUUCCACUUCUUUUUCUCCCCCGUCUACUGACUUCAGUUCUGUUUAUUCCUUGUCAAGUGACCCCAGUUCUGUUUAUUCCGCGUCUAAUGACAACAAUUACAAUUCUGACUUCUUCCCUUCGAGUGUCCAUACUUCAAGUGACCUCAGUUCUCUUAAUCCCGAUUCAAGUGACGUUAACUCUGUAUAUUCCACUUCUGGUGAAGUCAGCGAUGUUUAUCUUUCAUCUAGUGACUCUUACUCUGUCCAUCUCACAUCACGCGACUCAAGUUCUUUCCCAGAGAGCACAAGCACCCCUUCCACCGAACACCUGUCGCUACAACCCUCAAUGACGGAUAUCGCAAUACCCAUGACGUCAUUGACGACAGAUAUCAAUUCGACGCCCUCGAACCUGCUCACAGUAGACAGUAGUACCGGAAUACACACCAACGUCAACGUCUCGUCAGCGUCAACGCUCGGCGUGUCCAUCAGCUCCGAAACGUGCCAGAGACAGAAUCGACUUGUUGUCAGUCUCGAUGGCGGCCCGUAUGAGAUUCUCCAAGUCGCCAUCAUACGACCCUCAGAGGAAGAUCUGUAUAACUUCCGCUUGGAAGUACAUAGCCCAAAGCAGACUUGCGAUACAGCUUCUCGACUCCCUUGGGAGAAUCGUACACUUGUCGAUUGCACAGCAGAGAGAUUGUUUCCUAUUGGAAAAAGUUUGAUCAUACGGGGUUCGACCCCUGACGUAGGAACAAUCAAGAUAUGCGAUGUUCAAGUGUAUGGCCGAAUACCAUCAGUGGACUGUGGCGUUCCCAGGCCGUUCCCGGGGAGGCGUGUGGUGUUCACGACAGCGUCUCUCUACAGUACCGCCAUCUACUAUUGCGACCACGGCUACCACUAUAGAGGCGGGCAACAGCAGGUCCAGUGCAAGGUGACAGGUUACUGGGAGUCAUAUGGACUCUCCUGCUCAGACAAGGAGAAGAUUGACCCGACUGUAACAACAGUAACCGCUGCGUCGGAGUGGACUGACAACGACGUCGGAACAUGUUCCCCCGUAAAUGGGACUACGAUCGAUCUCUCGUUGGAACUUGGUGGGAAAUACGAGAUCAAAAUGGUGACCAUCACCACCCAAGCCUCCGCUGCGUCUCUGACUAUGGUCAUCAGCAGGGACGGCUUGAACAAGACCUGCACCGUGUCAAGCCCGCCCGACUACGUCCACCAGACAGGGGAGAUAACUGUGGCUAUAGGCUGCAGCACUGCUCCUGUUGGUGACCAUCUGGAUCUGGCCAUCACUGGACUCACUGGAGGCCUGUGUGAGGUGAAAGUAUUCGGGAGACUUCACACGGGUGAGGGCGUGGAAUGCCGACAGUCCUCCAAGGGUCAGGAGUUCAAGGGAAGUGUCAACAUGACUGUCAACGGUCGUCCAUGUCUGCCCUGGGUCACGGCCGCCUCGCUUCAACUGGAAGAUUUCCCGGAUAUGACGUGGGAGGAAGCGGCCAACAACUGCCGCAACCCGAACGGUCAGAAAAGUCCAUGGUGCUAUAUUGACCUGUCGAAAAACUGGGAGGAAUGUCCAGUCGUCCAUUGUGACACGAUCUGCCGACUUUACGCGGAUGGAUCAACGUACUCCGGAAGUGUCGACACGACGGAAGAUGGUAGUCCUUGUAUUGGCUGGAACAAAGAUAGCGUCCCCUUCAAGAGGACGGCGAUGUACCCCGGAGGGCAAGCUGGUCAGGACAGCUGCCGCAACCCCAUAUCGUCGAUGACGCGACCAUGGUGCUACACCAACACCAAUACCCAGACAUAUGGCUACUGCAACAUCCCUGGCUGUCCGAAGGCGAGUGAGUACGUGACAGAAUACCACCUCCUCGACCACCACGGAGUCCUUCUGGAUUUGAACAAAUCUAACUUUACGGAAUGUUUCCAUUGGAUAAAGAAGCAAAACUCGGCUCAACGAUUACCGAAGGGCAGCGACCUUGAGAGUCACGUUAUAGAAUCGUGUGGCAAAACCUACAGUACUAAUAUGACGAUGAUGUGCUCCGUACCAACUGAUAACGGUACAAGAUGGGUCUACUCAAUAUUAGAGUGUGUUAACUGCGGCCAUCCUUCCAAGCCUCCAGGAAUGGUAGUCAGCUAUGUUUCCACCUACUUCCCCGCCGUUGCCACCUACUCCUGCGCCUCGGGAUACGUCCGAGACAGCGGCACCGGCAACUUCUCCUGCCUGGGGACGGGGCAUUGGGAUAACGCCACCCUCUUUUGUAUCGUUGACUGCGGGCCUCCUGACAAAGUAAUUGGUGCCAGCCUAGAGUACAACCAAACGGUCCUGGACAGCACUGCCUACCACCACUGUCUCGUGACAAACGAGACCACAAACGUGACCUGUACAUCCUCGGGCAACUGGGGAUCCCCCGUAUGGCUUGCCGAUUGUUUGGUUGACUGUGGCCUACCCCAAAACGAGACCAACAUGAACGUCUCGUAUACGUCAACACUGAGCGGCAGCACCGCAGUGUACGACUGCAUUGACAGAUAUGUAGCGACAUCGGGCUCUGGGGACGCGGCAUGUCGACACGCCACAGCAACAUGGACUAAACCCACCCUUAUUUGUAAAAUUGACUGCGGCAGCCCGGCUACACAGACCAACAUGAAUGUGACUUAUACCUCGACGGUGAGCGGAAGCACUGCCGUGUACGCAUGUAUUGAUGGCUACGCCACUGCAAGCGGCUCAGGGAACGUUAUUUGCCAGGACAGUGGCCACUGGACAAGUACCACUCUGAACUGUGUUGAAAUGAGCGAUACGUCAUCAGUCCCACUUCUGACUGCAACUUCUGAUGCAGGAACAUCGUCAUCAUCUUUAUCCCCUUCCCCCUCUGUAUAUUCAUCUCCUUCGUCAUCUGUACUGUCACCAAAUACAGCCGUCGUACCAUCACCAACAUCUUCAUCUUCACUGUCAUUGCUGAUUUCAUCUUACUCUUCUUCUCCAUCUUCAUCUUCUUCAUAUUCUCCAUUAUCACCCCUCCCCUCCUCCUCAGCAUCUGAAGUAGCAGCAUCACCGUUCUCAUCCUCUCCAUAUUUACUAUCAUCGUCAUCAUCCUCACCAACAUCAUACUCAUCUUCUAUUUCGUCUCAACUUUCAACCUCAGAAGCAUCGACCCCUCUGUACCCCUCAUCAUCAGGCUCGUCAUCUAGCAGCAUCAGUCCUUCCUCCACAUCACGAGUGAUAACGUCCACCUGCCUACCAUUGUGUUUCUGUGGUGCCAACAACCUGGAUUCCUUGCAAUUAGAGGAAAUUAAAAAAAGCAUCAGAGCACAGCUUUUAUUGGACAAGAACACACUUUCAAAAGAGAGGCGGAAGUUAGUAAGUGCGUCGGACGUCAGACCGUCCUCUCAGGCGAUUGGUCACUCUGCUUGGAUCCUGUUGGUCAUUUUGUUUGGCGUGCUAUUCUUUAACGACAUGAUAAGCCUGGUGAGGGGCGUGGUCCGAAUUGUACGCAGGGUCAAAAGGGGAAAGUUCGCAGCACGGUUUUAGGCAUAUCACGCCUUAUGCCGUUGUUUUGUUGGUUUCUUCUUCUCACAAAUUGUUGCAAGACCAUUCCACCUCUGUGUGUCUUUGAAUCCGUCAGUCUAAUGUCACCAUAGAUCUGUCACACCCGUGUUGUCUUUGAUCUGACUGUCCGAGUGGUGACGAGUUGGGCAGAGUGGUGACGAGUUGGGUAGAGUGGUGACGAGUUGGGUAGAGUGGUGACGAGUUGGGUAGAGUGGUGACGAGUUGGGUAGAGAGGUGACGAGUUGGGUAGAGAGGUGUCCCUGAUCCUGCGGCACACCCUGCGAACUGCAACAACCCCGCCGUCAUGCACGUGAUGCAGCGGGUAUGAGGUAGCCACAUCACGCUGUCCACCCAUCAUCCUGGCACAGGGCCAUCAGUGAAGACCAUUUACAUAAUCAGAGAGCUUCUGUUAUAUGACAGACAGAAACCAGAAGCAACCACUUGUUAGCAUCUCCACAGGGUCCAUAUGCCCAAUAAAUGUUCAGUGCUUUACCUAUAGCAGCGAUUUGAAAGGUUGACGUGAUAGAUGUAACAUAAUAAAUCUUAUACGAGUACCAACGGAUAGAUUUCUAGUGACUAUCGAAGUAUAGUAGUUACCACAUUUCAUCAUCCAAACUGGCUUCCACAGGAGAUAUGGCUUGAAUGAGAUCAAACAAUAUCUGCUAGAAGAUAUCGCUUUGCAGACCAUUGCGAUGUCAUCGGUUACUUUGACGUUACAAUCAAAUGACAUCAGUAAUCGCUGUCACUGAAGCUGGUUAGGGCGCGUCAUAAGCCUCAAAUCGUAUUUUGUAAGCUAAUUAAUCGCUCAUCGAAGGGUCUGCAAUAGUUCGAAGCGCUUGCGCACUCUUCCAAGAUGGCGGUGCAACUACCGCUUGGUUGCCUUGCCCUAAUGAAGAACGUUAUAGAAGAGGCUCGAUGAACUGAUGAAAUUUAUGUUUUCUUUGAUGACGUGGAGCAGACUGAGGAUGCCGAGGUGUUAGCUGCCUUUGCUCAUUUCCCCCUUGUUCUGCUGUCAAACUCAGCCGCCAUAUUGGAAUGAGAACGAAGCGACCUCGGCCAGCGAUUGAUACGAUUGCAAGCGGCUGAAAGUUAGCGCCCUGUUGAAAGGCGAAUGCACCCAACUGUACGUCUUACACACAGGACACUUCUUAUUACUGUUUUCAAGCUGAAAAAGGAUGGAUGUUGGAUGAUAAACAGAAUCUCACCCUCGUGUUUUUUGAUACCAAACAUAUUGACACUUGUUGAUAAAAGUUAACAACUCCUCGACAAGCCUCAGAGUUUUAAGUUUUUAAUAGACUCGUGUUGAAAUAUUUGAUAUCAAAAUAUACUCAGGAUAGGUUCUCUUUGGCUGGCUGACACAUGUUCGUAUCGUUCUCUUUAGUUCAAAGAGUUCUCGUAUUUUGGAGACGUGUUCCAACCUGCCAGAUAACCGAUAUCCGGGGACAUUCUAGCCUAGUGAUAACCGAUAACCGUGGACAUUCUGGCCUAGUGAUAAUCGAUAACCGUGGACAUUCUGGCCUUGUGAUAACCGAUAUCCAUGGACAUUCUGGCCUUGUGAUAAUCGAUAUCCGUGGACAUUCUGACCUUGUGAUAACCGAUAUCCGUGGACAUUCUGGCCUUGUGAUAACCGAUAUCCGUGGACAUUCUGGCCUUGUGAUAACCGAUAUCCGUGGACAUUCUGGCCUUGUGAUAACCGAUAUCCGUGGACAUUCUGGCCUUGUGAUAACCGAUAUCCGUGGACAUUCUGGCCUUGUGAUAACCGAUAUCCGUGGACAUUCUGGCCUUGUGAUAACCGAUAUCCGUGGACAUUCUGGCCUUGUGAUAACCGAUAUCCGUGGACAUUCCGACCUCGUGAUAUCGGACUUUAGUGUAUAAACCGUUCAAGAAUAUUUUGACUAAUUGCGUUUUGAGGUUUAUAAUUCACAUUUUUAAAUUUAUUAUUAUGAAUUUAUUUACAUGUGUUAUUAAAGUUAUUAUCAUCUGAAAGUUAUAUUGACAUGUUUAAAAUCACAGAACGAAGACGUCAUGAGUCGGCACGUUUGUAUUCAUACAACAGCGAAACAAAAUUUGUUUCCACAAAUUGUUAUCUAGAUUAAUUUAGUCGCACAUAUAAUUAUAUGAUGCCAUAUCUUCACAUUACAAGGUUGUUUGACGUGAAAUAUUCACGUUGAUCAAAUGACUAGAUGUUGUCAACACUGCCGUUGCGAGAAGGGUCAUUUAUUCAGAUAUAUUUUCAUCGGCACGAAUCCGUGCUACGGAUGUUGUACAUAAUACAUGUAUUUUCCUACAAAGAAAUCUGUGAUAAUGUCUGAUAAUGAUUAUAAUAAUCUGUACUUCUUGGGCAGAGUAGAUGAUGUUUUAUUCAUUGUGUUUUAGAAGGUUUGUUGGGUUUGCUGCCUUCCAGGGGCCACUUGCACAAAGCGAUCUUAGCGCUACGACUAUUGUAAGCCUAUGUUAAAGUA